Molecule: messenger RNA, 2029 nt
Organism: Mus caroli (Ryukyu mouse)
Lineage: Eukaryota; Metazoa; Chordata; Mammalia; Rodentia; Muridae
Gene: Hdgfl1
Product: HDGF like 1
Source: RefSeq, a predicted model, not a curated record
GCCAGCGUCCUCGAGAGGCCCCGCUGCUGCGCAUGCACACUCUACCCAGUGGCCUGAGCAGACGCGGUAGUCAGCUUCCGGUGACCAAGGAGGGGGCGCCCAGAGCACACGCUAUGUCUUGCUUCAGCCGACCUAAGUACAAGACCGGGGACCUGGUGUUUGCCAAGUUAAAGGGCUAUGCCCACUGGCCAGCGAGAAUCGAACAUGUCACUGAACCCAACCGCUACCAGGUGUUCUUCUUCGGGACCCAUGAGACGGCCCUGCUGGGUCCCAGGCACCUGUUCCCUUAUGAGGAGUCCAAAGAGAAGUUCGGCAAGCCCAACAAGAGGCGCGGCUUCAGUGAGGGGCUGUGGGAGAUCGAGCACGAUCCUAUGGUUGAGGCCUCCUCUGGCCUGUGCUCAGAAGAGGAUCAGAGCUUCACCGAGGAUCCCGGGCUGGCAGAGGAGCCAGAACUGGAGCAGGAGCUGGAGCAGGAAUUCAUGCCUGAGCUGGAGGCAGAACCUGAGAUGCCUGAGACCGAGUGUGAGCAGGAGCCCGAGCCCCAGCCUGCCUAUGACCUGCUGGAUGCCGUGGAGGAGCCCGGCCUCACCGAGGCUGAGCCAGGAGAUCAGCAAGCCGAGCAGGUGCAAGAGAAUCACCCUGAGGUGGAGGCGGAGGCUGAGGCCGAAGCAGAGGCGGAGGCCGAGGCCAAGGCUGAGGUGGAGGAGCCGGGGAGUCUGAAGAGGAGCGCGGAGGAUGAACAGCCUCAUUGUCCUCUCAAACGGCCCAGGGAGGCGGAUCCUGGUGCGUUGGAGUUGGAGCCGGCUGAAGAGCGCGAGGCUGAGGCCUCCCCCUUCGUUGAGGAGCCUGACCAAGCCCAGGAGCAGCUGCCUCCGUUGGAGGAAGAGGCCACAGAAGAGGCGGUCCAGGGCUUGAUUGUUGGAGAAAUCGAAGGCCUGUAGUCACGGUGUUUGUAGAAGAGCCCGUUUUACCCGUUCCUGCUGCCACCUGGCUGUGGCUUGGGAAACCCACUAGGGCCCAGUCUUCACCCCAGUCCACCUCUCCUUCAUUCAUUCGCCUGCUACAAGCCUAAAUUCCUGGCAUGAGGGACAGGCCAGUUGACAUCAACUUUGUGGCUUAAGUAGUGACCACCCUUCCCACCCUAAACUCUUAGGGGCAUUUUGGACCUCUGCCUAGGAACCAGGAGUGAAGAGGAAUGGAAGAUGAAGAGCAGGGACAACAUUCAAAGGUCUGGAAGGAACAGUCUGUAAACUAUGGCGAUGCUAGUCUACUCCACACCCACCCUGAGUGCCGCCCAGAAUUCCUUUCAGAGUAUUGUAGGUUCGGGGAAAGUGAGACAGCAGUGCCCAGUAAAGAUUUUUGUUGUCCCAGUCACUUUCUUUCUUUUCUUUUUCUUUUCUUUUCUUUUCUUCUUCUUUUUUUUUUUUUUUUUACAAGAACAUUUGGGGCUCUCAAGUCAUAAGAUCUGAAGACAUUGCUUGCCCUUUUGGGUUGCAGAGGUGAGACAUCCUCUCCACAUCUCUUGGGCCACUGAAGGAAACUUCAGCUGCUCCUUUGAAUCCACCCUGGAGCCCCAAGCCUUUAGUCAUACAUAUAUAACUUAAACAUAAGAAUACUUUAGAAACUAUCUUUAUUUUAAAAGGAAUUUUACUAUAUUUAUAAAGAUCAAACUUUGGUUGCGACUCCUAAUUUUCCUGUGGCCAAUCUUAUAUCCCUUAUUGCUUGGGGUUUGAUGACCUGCUUGUUGUUAAGGCUUUGCUUUCCUUAAGGUGCUGCAAUUUCUAUCUGCAUGUCAGCACCUGGGCCCCUCAGUGAUGUCACCUACUGCAAAAUGUACUCAGAAGUUGAGUGUCCCUUCCCAGCCUCUUCUGUCUCUCCACACCUUUGUACCUGGACCCUCUUGGCCCUGCUCUUUCCCCUUGGGCUCUGAUGAAAAAAAAAAAAAAGAUAACUAUACCUUUGGAGGUUUAAAUCGGAGAACCGUAGACUAUUUCAGUUCUAGGAAAUAAAAUCGUUGAUCACUUUAAAA